Harmonia axyridis is the source of this 1517-nucleotide messenger RNA. Its product is annotated as histone H2A. The transcript has a single exon. Bases 967 to 1341 code for a protein of 124 amino acids. Lineage: Eukaryota; Metazoa; Arthropoda; Insecta; Coleoptera; Coccinellidae. Gene Ontology annotation, molecular function: structural constituent of chromatin; protein heterodimerization activity; DNA binding. Gene Ontology annotation, cellular component: nucleosome. The record is from RefSeq and is a predicted model, not a curated record.
UUUCGAUCCUAUUCUUGGGGCAUCCUUUCUGCUGUGUAGUAAUUUUCAACUCUGUAUUUCUCAGAGUAACUAACGCUAAAAGAUUACAUAUAUCAUGCUGUUACAAUCAUUACGUGUUCUUCAAUUAACGGAAACUCUAGAGCCCGUAAGCAAUCAGAGGUCUCCCCAAAGGACGUAGUUAAUAUCACACAAUCUACUUCUACGAAAGAUGAAAAAAAACUCCUCUCCUGACCUAUCUAGCUGCCGGUAUCACUAGGCAACAACAGUACCUAGAAGUGAAGGGAAUCCAAUAUGCUGAUGUCAUCAUCAAAAUGACAUCACACCGAAUAAAUAAGUCAAAAUCAUUAUUUUGAUCCGUAUCUGAUAGAACGCUCGAGCUAUUCGGAUUCUGAAGAGUUUUUAUGUCAAAAUAGACGACGUAAUAUCCCCACCAGACAAAUGGAAGCAGGAGUGCCUCAAGGUUCAGUUCUAAGCCCAAAAUCAACAACAUCUGCAUAUGCAACGCCCCAAAAAGGUCAAGGAAUAUGCUAGCUCUAUACGCAGAUGAUAGAUGUCAUUUACAGAAUAGUGAUCGCAGCACUAGAUGAUUUAUAUAUUACAGACGAAUGUUUCAUUAAGUGAAAGAUUCAAAUGAAAUGACUAAACCUGCAUAGUCAACUGUGCGAUUGUAUUUUUCUUCCUGUUAAUUUCUAGCUGUUUGCGGAACCAAUUAUCAAAUAUAUUGGGACUGUAUGCAAAUAAAAAAACAAACAAAAAACAAAUAAUAAUUCAAACUCUAUGGAUGGCAAUCAAUGGCAUUCAAUGUAUGAAAUUAGUAUACUAAGCCCUACCUCAUUCAGAGUAUGGAACGUACUACGCUGAUUGGUCGAAACCGCGAGUAUAUAUAUAUGUAUACGAGGACAUUUUCGAGGAAUUAUCAAAGCCCAACAAUCGUUUUACUCUCCCAUAUUCCCGUAUUAUAUUAUAAUGUCUGGUCGCGGUAAAGGUGGAAAAGUUAAGGGUAAGGCAAAGUCUCGUUCCAACCGAGCUGGAUUACAAUUUCCAGUUGGUCGUAUUCAUCGUUUAUUACGCAAAGGAAAUUAUGCUGAACGAGUUGGAGCUGGAGCACCCGUCUAUCUAGCCGCUGUUAUGGAAUAUCUAGCCGCCGAAGUUUUGGAAUUGGCCGGUAACGCAGCACGUGACAACAAGAAAACCAGAAUUAUUCCCAGACAUCUUCAGCUGGCAAUCAGAAACGACGAAGAGUUGAACAAAUUGCUAUCGGGAGUAACUAUCGCUCAAGGUGGUGUUUUACCGAAUAUCCAAGCCGUCCUCUUGCCAAAGAAGACAGAAAAGAAAUCAUAAAUACAAUCUGUAUGUGAAACGGCCCUUUUCAGGGCCACAAUAUUUCCUCAUUGAAAAGAUUUUUUUAUCAUCUGAUCACUUUGGGUAUAAUAAAAUUGCGACAAUUUCACGGUCCUACUGACAUUCGUAAGUAGGGUAAAUGCUCUGAUUUUCGACCAAAUUAACAAAAACAUCGA